CCAUAAUCAAGCUUGAGCCAUCUCCCCACCCUGAUAACAUCUAGGCUCAAUUUCAAUACCAGGCCCAGCCUGCCCCCCCACCCCACCCCUUCACUACUGCUACAGCCAUGGGCAUGGAUACGGAGGAGGAGCAGGAACCCGGAGCCCCCCAAGACUCCGAGUGGCCAGAACUAGAGAAGGCUGAAAGGUUGGCCAGAGGGGCAGCCCUGAAGUGGGCCUCAGGCGUUUUCUACAGCCCCAAGCAGCUGACCAGGCUGGACCAGUACCGGAGCCGGGAAGCCCAGAGAAUGUGCUCCAUCGAGUCCAGAAUCAAGUCUACUGUGCAGUCAUACCUGGAGAGUGUGCAGACAGGCCUUGAACAGCUAGGCCUGGCACUGAAGGAGGUCCAGGAGGCUCGGGAGGCUCUGGCUGAGGCCCAGGGGGCACUCCGGAGCCAAGCUGAGGCUGCCCACACCCUCGAGUCUCUCCGAGAGCUGGCUGAUCAGCAUGGACAGCUGCAGGCAGUGACACUCCUGCUGCCCCAACUCUUGGCAGUGCCUGAGGCGGUGGCCCGAACCCAGGCCCUGAUCAAGGGCAAUCGAUUCCUGGAGGCCUAUGAGGUCCUACGGCAGCUGGAGCAGUUACGGGAUGAGGUGCUGGACCCGCUUGGGGGACCUGAGCUGUCUCUUUUUGAGGGCUUGACACCUCUGGGGGAGGAACUGGGCCUGGCUGUGGGGAAGGCAGUAGGUUCCGCUAGGCAGCUGGCACGAGAUAAUCCGGCCCUGCUAGUAGCAGCAGUGAGAGUGGCCGAAUUUGAGGAGGAGAGGGAUACUCAGCUCCAUUCACCGACCCCUGGGCGACCUAGAGCCUGGCGCCAGCGAUGCCUCAGGGCCCUGCAGAGGGCCCUAGAAGAGACCUACUUUGAGGCACCAGCCCCUGCCCCCCCAGGCCUGGCGGGACACCUGGCAGCUCUUCGAGAAGCUCUGCCUGCUGAACUGGCCCUGGCGGAGGCCCUGGUGGCGCCUUGCUGCCCUGGACAGUAUGGCGUGGUAAAGCUGUGGGCUCAUACCUUGCACCAGGGCCUCUGCCAGCAGCUGCAGAGGCUUCUGGACUCUGAGGACCUGGGCACCCAGGACAUCUUCACACUGUUGCACUGGACUCUGCACGUCUACCCAGGCCCUGAGAUGAUGGGUCAUCCUGACCUCAGUCCUGAGGCUGACAUCUCUGAGCUAGAACCUCUGCUGUCCCCAGAGGCCGUGGAGCAGCUAGAGAGAACAUACACGGAAAAACUCAAGGUAAGCAUAGCUGAGUGGCUGCAGAAGGCCCUGGAUGGAGAGGUGGCUGAAUGGUUCAGAGAAAAGGAGCCUGACGUUGACCUGGAAGGCUUCUAUCAUUCUUCCCUGCCUGCUGUUGUUCUGCAGAUCCUAGCUGAGAAUAUCCGGGUGACUGCUGUGAUCAGCUCUUCUUUGCAGGAGAAAAUCCACGGCAUGGCCCUGAGGGAGCUGGGCACUUUCCUGAGGAGUCUCAUCGAGGCACUGGAACGUUUCUCCCAAGAGCACCUGAGGGAUUCGACCAGGCCCCGUCACUACGUGCCCUACCUGCUGGCCUGUCUCAAUCACUACACUGCUCUAAGUUCUUCAGUCUCGCUCUUGCAGCCCACUGGGGUGGCCGCCACCACAGGGGCUUCAGCCAUCAUCGAUGCAGCUCUUGGAGACUUGAAGAAAAAGAUUUGCAGACUGAUUUUGGAUGCCCUCCUGGAGGAGUUAAAGCCCCUGUUCGUGGCCCUGCCCUCUCGCCAGUGGCUGUCCAACUUAGUGAUGCUGGACAAUGUGUGUGAGCAGACAGCCAGCUUCUGCUCCCGAUUCUCCAGAGUCCGGAGUCCAAUGGCUCAGAUGCUGCUAGCUGAAAGCGAGCGCGCGGUAGUGCUGGAGUAUCUUCGGGGCUUGAUGGAAGGAAAGCUCGUGUGCCGGAACUCGAUGGAGAGGAUGCAGGCGUCGGAGCGAAUGUUGCAGGACUCAGCCCAGCUCAGGGAGCUCUUCCUUAGCUUGGAGCUAGAGGAGAGUGCGCAGACCGGGGCAGUCCUGGGGGCCCUGCAGGAGCUGUUCCGCCUCCAGGACCCAGCGCUGCUCAGCCUCGAGGUGUCCGCCUUCUUACAGAAAUUCCCCGACGUGAGCGAGGAGCAUAUCGGGGCGCUCCUGGAUGUGCGCGGAGACGUGUCCCGGAAGCAGCGCCAGGUCGUCUUGGAGACCAUGCAAGCCAACCCUCCUCCAUCGCCGCCUCCCGACGGCCACCGCCUGCUCUUCAGCCUAGUGCCCGUGCCCGCGCCUCCGCUGGCCUUCUGCUUCCCCGCAGGGUCCUGCUCCUGAGAGGGCAGCAGAGACGGAUCUCGCUCAAUAAACGCCCAGAGCCGC
This is a messenger RNA of Dromiciops gliroides (monito del monte), 2390 nucleotides long. RefSeq names its product exocyst complex component 3 like 1 (gene EXOC3L1). Gene Ontology annotation, biological process: exocytosis; exocyst localization. Lineage: Eukaryota; Metazoa; Chordata; Mammalia; Microbiotheria; Microbiotheriidae. The record is from RefSeq and is a predicted model, not a curated record. Gene Ontology annotation, molecular function: SNARE binding. Bases 108 to 2345 code for a protein of 745 amino acids. The transcript has 13 exons. Gene Ontology annotation, cellular component: exocyst.